This is a messenger RNA of Zea mays, 1529 nucleotides long. RefSeq lists its product as uncharacterized. The record is from RefSeq and is a predicted model, not a curated record. The transcript is spliced from 2 exons. NCBI's taxonomy places the organism in Eukaryota, Viridiplantae, Streptophyta, Magnoliopsida, Poales, Poaceae. Bases 28 to 345 code for a protein of 105 amino acids.
CCAAAACCACCCCAAUGCCGAGACAGCAUGUGCCACCAUUGGCAGGUAGUCCAAACUACGUGGAAGUAUGGGGCCGUGGUAUCUCAUCUGCUCCAGACGCUCCCCGCCGCCAACGAUCUGUGUGCUGCCAUGGCUAACUCAGCGGCACCUGGUGGAAUGAGGCCGUUCCUGCAGGCCGUGUCUGCAGUCCUCGUGGAGGCGCGGACGUCGCUCCGUGUCGCUCAGAUGGAGGGCAGUAGCCUGAAUCCGCGUCGGCGUCAAACUCCGCCGCGGUGUUGCCGAGCGCCGCCGUGGUCGGGUUCUGCAUCGUGGGCAGGCUCCCUCCGUACCUCAAAUCCCGCGUGAGGUCACGAGUCACCUGAAGAGCAAGUUGGUAACUGGAUUCUCAAGUGCCAGGCAAGUUGUGCCCUUGAUCACUUCUUUUUACCCAGCCAUGUUCUGAUUAAUCAUAAUGAUCUGCAUAGGUUAAUUUUGAUGGGACCCAAUAGGUUACCCUAGUUUGAUUAUCUUUAUACCUUGUUACCACUGAACUUUUUGGGUAGUACUUGCUAGUGCUUUAUGUGGUUUUGGGUAGGAAGAUACAUUACUCAUGAUUAUACUUUUGUUAUCCAUUGUUAUUUAUCGUUCAUGAUAAGAUCAUUAUGUUAAUUGGAACAUGGAGCGACCACCCGGGAAAACAGUGCUACCACAAGGGUAUAAUGGGACGCCCUUGGCUGAUUAAUUAGGAAAGCUAGUGGAGGACUACCUUACCCGAAAGGGGCAAGGGCAGUAGGGGAGUGGUCAGUGUAGGGAGGCCCUCAGGAGGAUUUUGCUGCGAUGGCGGUCCUGCAAGGGAUUCCUGCAUUGGAGUUCCUAUAAACUGUAGCAGGUUUUCUGAAGCUAGUGGAACUUUGUAAAGGCCUCGUAGUGUUACCCUGCCUCGCCUCCUCGGUAGAGGUGUAUGGGAAGUCGCGAUCCCUUGGCAGAUGGGUAACAUGACUUGUGGGUAAAGAUGCGCAACCUCUGCAGAGUGUAAAACUGGUAUACUAGCCGUGCUCACGGUCAUGAGCAGCUCGGACCCUCACAUGAUUAAAUUAUGGAACUAAAUUCAAUUUGUCAUAUGCAUUGCAUCGCAGGUGAGGUUGUUACUUUUACUUCUUAAUUGGGUUGGUAUUUACUUAUACUUAGUAAUUGCUAAUAAAAUUUUGACCAACUUUAAAAGCAAUGCUCAGCUCUAACCAUUCUCUUUGGUAAGCCUUACACUUCACGUGAGCUCCCACCUUUGGCGAGUUCAUGCACAUUAUUCCCCACAACUUGUUGAGCGAUGAACGUAUGUGAGCUCACUCUUGCUGUCUCACACCCCCCCACAGGUCAAGAACAGGUACCACAGGAUGAGGCGCAUGGAGGAUGCUGUGAUGAGUUCGUGAGUGGUCUAGGUCGUCGUCUCCCAGUCAACUUUGGGUUGCUGGACCGUUGUCUCCUUAUAAUGUAUUUAUUUAUUUAUUUUGUAUAGAACUCCUGUUAUGUAGUAAAGAUGUGACAUUCGAUCC